ACCUGAAAUAUAUGUUACAAUAGUUGGAAUUGCAUUCAGUUGUACACCUGACUAGGUAUCCCGUUUUCCCAAUCUGUCACUCCAUAAUGAUGGGGGAAGGGAGAAUCCUCCAUCCCUACGUCUGACGUCGGGGCGUGAAAGAGAGGGCAGGCGAGGAGGAGAGGAAGCUGCGAUCAACACAGGCAGGGCGUCUGAGCCUAAACAAGGACAAAGUGAUCACGGUAUCAAUGCUCUAACAAUGGACUUAGCAGAUAUGCUUGUCGUCAAAUUCUUCUGUUUCGUCUACUUAAUAAAUUACACCCAGGGUUAUCAUUAUGGGAACCCCCUGAACAAGUAUGUGCGUCACUACGAGGGUCUGUCCUAUAACACCUAUGAGUUACAGGACAAGCACCUGAGAGCCAAGAGGGCCCUCCACCACCAAGACACAUUUCUCCAUCUAGACUUCCACGCACACGGAAGACAUUUUAACCUGAGGAUGAAGAGAGACACCAGUCUGUUUGCUGAGGACCUGAAGGUCGACAUGGGAGGACAGGAGGUGAACUAUGACACCUCUCAUAUCUACACUGGAGAAAUAUAUGGUGAGAAAGGUACCCUGAGCCAUGGGUCUGUGGUGGAUGGGAAGUUUGAGGGCUUCAUCCAGACGUACCAGGGGACGUUCUACGUAGAGCCAGCUGAGCGAUACCUGAAGGACCGGGACGUUCCCUUCCAUUCAGUUAUCUACCACGAGGACGACAUCAAUUACCCCCACAAGUAUGGUCCAGAGGGGGGCUGUGCCGACCACUCUGUGUUUGAGAGGAUGAAGAAAUACCAGGCCACCGCCAUGGUGGAGCCAAACAAGAAGCUCCAUGCAGAGGAGGCGUCCAGUGACCCGGUGUUGCUGAGGAAGAGGAGGACGGCUCAGAUAGAGAAGAACACCUGUCAACUCUUCAUCCAGACAGACCACCUCUUCUUCAAGUACUACAAGACCAGGGAGGCCGUCAUCGCACAGAUCUCUAGUCACAUCAAGGCUAUUGAUGCCAUCUACCAGGGAACAGACUUCAUGGGUAUCCGGAACAUCAGCUUUAUGGUCAAGAGGAUACGGAUCAACACUACUACAGAUGAGCGGGACCGGUCCAACCCGUUCCGCUUCGCUAACAUCGGCGUGGAGAAGUUCCUGGAGCUGAACUCUGAGCAGAACCACGACGACUACUGUCUGGCCUACGUCUUCACUGACAGGGACUUUGAUGAUGGUGUGCUGGGUCUGGCCUGGGUUGGAGCUCCUGCAGGGAGUUCUGGAGGGAUCUGUGAGAAGAGUAAGCUGUACUCUGACGGGAAGAAGAAGUCCCUGAAUACCGGCAUCAUCACUGUUCAGAACUACGCCUCCCACGUCCCUCCGAAGGUCUCACACAUCACCUUUGCCCACGAGGUGGGACACAACUUUGGCUCGCCGCAUGACUCGGGGUCAGAGUGCACCCCAGGGGAGUCGAAGACCCAGGAUAAGAAGGAGAAGGGGAACUACAUCAUGUACGCCCGGGCCACAUCAGGAGACAAACUCAACAACAACAAGUUCUCCGUCUGUAGCGUCAGGAACAUCAGCCAGGUCCUGGAGAAGAAGAGGGGAAGCUGCUUUGUCGAGUCAGGCCAGCCCAUCUGUGGUAAUGGGUUAGUGGAGCCAGGGGAGGAGUGUGACUGUGGAUACAGCGAUCAGUGCAGAGACCAGUGUUGCUAUGACGCCGACCAGCCUGACAACAGGAAGUGUAAAUUAAAACCCAACAAAGUCUGCAGUCCCAGCCAGGGCCCGUGCUGCACUCCUGAGUGCUACUAUAAGGGCCGGAAUGAGAAGUGUCGUGAGGAGUCUGAGUGUGCUCAUCAGGGCAUGUGUAACGGGGGUACGGCCCAGUGCCCCACCUCUGAACCCAAGGCCAACUUCACCGCCUGCCACGGAGAAACUCAAGUGUGCCUCAACGGGGGCUGUUCUGGCUCCAUCUGUGAGAAGUAUGGUCUGGAGGUCUGUACCUGUGCCAGCGUGGAGGGCAAGGACGAGACUGACGAGCUGUGCCACGUUUGCUGUAGUGAGAAAAUGAACCCCAACACCUGCAGCAGUACGGGUUCAGAGAAGCUGGCCCGGUUCUUCAAUAAGAAAGUCACCACGCUGCCCGCGGGGUCUCCCUGCAACGACUUCAAGGGCUACUGUGACGUGUUCAUGAGGUGUCGGCUGGUGGACGCGGACGGCCCUCUGGCCAGACUGAAGAAGGCCAUCUUCAACCCUGAGCUCUAUGAGAACAUUGCAGAGUGGAUAGUGGCUCACUGGUGGGCAGUGUUGUUGAUGGGCAUCGCUUUGAUCAUGUUGAUGGCUGGCUUCAUUAAGAUCUGUAGUGUCCACACCCCUUCCAGCAAUCCCAAACUGCCUCCACCCAAACCACUACCAGGCACGCUAAAGAGGAGGAGAGCCCAGCAGCACGCACGGGACGCCCGAGACGCCCAGGUGCACCAGUCCCAGUCCCACCACGGAGGUGGAGAUCACGGCCAGCACCACCCAGUCUCCGGAGGCCAGCGGCAGCAGCCCUCACGCCAGGCCCAGCCACAACCCCAGCCUCAGAGGCAUCACCGCAGCCAGGGCCAGCCUAGAGAAAACUACCAGAUGGGUCAGAUGAGACGCUGAGCUGUUGAGACACUGGGGCUCGGGGUGGGACCGCUCGGGGUGGGACCGCUAGGUCCGCUGCUCCUUCCAUCGACUGCUCCUUGCCUUGGCUCCUCCACGUGCCUAUCUAUGUAACUGGUGGGACUGGGAUUUGAACCGAUUUGUGGGAUUUUAAUCCGGGUCUCCAGGGUGGGACUCUGACGUCCUAACCAUUUAGAUCAACAGGAUUUUCUUAGCUUUUUCUUGAUUGGGAUCGAUGGAAUCAAGGCGAAAGGGAAUCACACUUUAGUUUUUACACGUUUUUUUGUUGUUGGAUUUCCUCUUGGUCUAAUGGUUAAGGUGUUGGGUUGCCACGUGGGAGGACCUGGGUUCGAAUCCCACCGGUUUACACCUAACAGUAGGAUAAAACACUUGCUUCAGUCCUUCCAAAGAACAGCCUAAACUGGUUGUUUUACCAUCCUCAUACCCUCCAUCUACAAACAAAACAGAGUUGAGAAAGUGAGAAUAAACGGACCCCCUCCCCCCCCCCUCAAACGACCACCACUGACUAGAGCCUGCAGCACGGCUGACCUCUUCAGUCUUGUUUUCUGUGGCUCUCUAUGUGCAGUGGAAUCCAGCAUCAGUCAUUUUGUUUGACCAGCCACCAUUUUUUUUUCUUGUGGAGUGGAAGUGACCAUCCACCAUUUUGUUUUGUGGAGUGGAAGUGACCAUCCACCAUUUUGUUUUGUGGAGUGGAAGUGAACAUCCACCAUUUUGUUUUGUUUUGUGGAGUGGAAGUGACCAUCCACCAUUUUGUUUUGUGGAGUGGAAGUGAACAUCCACCAUUUUGUUUUGUGGAGUGGAAGUGACCAUCCACCCACCAUUUUGUUUUGUGGAGUGGAAGUGAACAUCCACCAUUUUGUUUUGUUUUGUGGAGUGGAAGUGACCAUCCACCAUUUUUUAAAUUUUUUUGUGGAGUGGAAGUGACCAUUGGCCAUUUCCAAUGCGCAGUAGGUCUUCGGUCUGCCUCUUUUUCCCACCAAAUCUUUCUUUCAAUGGAGUGCCAACGAGUGGAGGAAUGGAACGGUUUCAUCACGUGUAGCUUUACUACCUUCGGUCAUGUUUUUUGUUUCGCUUUGUAAAGUACCUCCUCUUUGAGUGAGAACACCCACGUGAUCCGUGGCUCCUGGUUGGUUGAAAUGUUUUGUCGGCCGUAGUAGCCAGGAAUAUGACGUGAAAAACACUCGGAGGGGAUUUGCUAAAACACAACGUUUCCAACAAAACUGGGAAAAGAGACGAAGCUCUCCUCUUGGUUUCUCCAUGUAGAGACUGACUGUCUUCUGCAUGUGAUUUGUACAGAUUUCAGUGUAACAUAAGUGAAAAAACUAAACUAUUUCUUCUACUGUAAAUGUACGAAUGAUUCUUUACUGUGUUUUUGGGUUAGUACUGUACUCUCAGGACAGUAACACAAAUGAAGAUAGCUGCAAUAGUAAAUGGACAGCAUUUCACCAAUCAAGUUCUUCUUUUACUGCAGUGAUGGAAUCACAUGGAUGGAAUUCUCUAUGGCGUUGUGUUUAGGGUCCGGUUGCUAGAUGCUAGGUUCCAAGGAUCGAACAAAAAGGUCACCACCAUUUUCCCACUACUUCUCACCUUUUGACCUUUUGUGACUUUCGAGAUCUCCCUCAUCUCUUCAUCGGGUAACGACUUGUUCUGAUUGCGUCAUGAUGACAUGAUUAAUGACUUGUUCCGAUCGCGUCAUGAUGACAUCACGAUGUAACGACUUGUUCUGAUGACAUCAUGAUGUAACGACUUGUUCUGAUGACAUCAUGAUGUAACGACUUGUUCCGAUCACGUCACGAUGACAUCACGAUGUAACGACUUGUUCUGAUCACGUCACGAUGACAUCACGAUGUAACGACUUGUUCUGAUCACGUCACGAUGACAUCACGAUGUAACGGCUUGUUCUGAUGACAUCACGAUGUAAAGACAUGUUCCGAUGACGUCACGAUGUAAUGAUUCGGGAUAGAAGAAUCAGGGGAAAGAAAGGAAAGGGAACUUUAAUUUGUAGUUUUUACACACUUCUUAUUUUUCUUGAUAUGUUUUGAUGCAGAAGAAUAGAACAAAUAACCACUAACGGAAAGCUGAUGAUUCUGCCUGUUAUAUUAGGUCAGUGAUGCGUUUAUUUUUUAUUUUUUUAAGAGACAUUUUAUCAUUCAAAAUGGCACCCUAUUCACUAUUUAGCCCUAUGCACCCUGGUCAAAAGUAGUGCACUAUAUAGGGUUUAGGGUGCCAUUUCGGACAUACACUUACUUUAGUACGGAGUGCAUUAAUAGUAUCAAAUUGCUAGGUUUAUGUGAGUGUGGAAAAUAAAUACAAAAACAAUUCCAGAAUGGAUGAAAAAAAAAAAAAAACAUUGAGUACAAUUGAUAUCAAACUGUUCAUUUUCAAUGUGGGCAUGGAGUCAUGAUUUUUAUUUUUUAUUUUAAAUAUGACUACGGUUGAUUUGACAAAAGGUCUGUACUAAAUUGUCUGUUACGUAAUUGAUCACAACCGAUAACUUGCCAAUGAUAGCUGGUGUUGACUAGUUUGGGUCUGUAGUACAGACAGCAGGGGGAGGAGUUAUUCCAAGAUGGUGGCACUUUCAAACUAACACUAACACUAUGUAUAGAGCUAGAAUCUGGAUUGAGUGGUCUUCCAUCCUGCAACAAUGUGUGUGGAGGCCUGGAUUGGGUUCAUUAGGCAUCAAACGGAAGAAAACGGACUGCAACACGGAAGGGCCUACCUGGAUUUGUCUUAAAAAAAAGAAACGUUCAUUUUAGUUUUUUUCCCGUUACAAAAUGUUUUGAACACCGUUUUCGGCUGUGUGCCCUAAUGAAGACAACCCUGUUGUGUUGCUCCACUGGGUCCUUUACAGGGGUGAAGACUGUGGGCUUUUUACAUUCACAUUGGUGUGCCAUACAUGUCUUUGUACUUGUGGGCGAACGAGUCAUAUCAUUUUAUGAAUGAGUCACAUCUUCUUUUUUUUUUAUCAUUACCUUCUAUGUAGGAAAAGCCAGUAGGAAGGUCUCUAAAAGCCAUGCACUAGUUUGAAUGGAUGAAUGGACGUCACAUAGCCUGGUCCCAGACCUACUACUGCUGUCUGGCCAACUCCUAUGGUAAUUGUCAUGCCAAACAGUGAUUUGACUAUGAUUUUUUUUUUUUUUUUUGGCAUAAGAGUUGGCCAGACAAACAGAUGUGGGGUUCCCUUGGAUAGAAGUGUCAGGUUUUUUGAGGAGAUAGAGACUACGAAGACAGUAGUACUAGGUUUACUCCUGCCCCUUUUUAUACUACAAAGAUGGUAGGCUGGGUUGAUGUGGGACAGCAUUUGGAACAUAGCCUAGAUCACGUAAACAUCUUCAAAGCUAACCCCAACCAUACUGUUCUGGGUCAAAUCUGUUCUUUUCAACACUAUCAUGCUGACCCCAACCAUACUGUUCUGGGUCAAAUCUGUUCUUUUCAACACUAUCAUGCUGACCCCAACCAUACUGUUCUGGGUCAAAUCUGUUAUUUUCAACACUAUCAUGCUGACCCCAACCAUACUGUUCUGGGUCAAAUCUGUUCUUUUCAACACUAUCAUGCUGACCCCAACCAUACUGUUCUGGGUCAAAUCUGUUCUUUUCAACACUAUCAUGCUGACCCCAACCAUACUGUUCUGGGUCAAAUCUGUUCUUUUCAACACUAUCAUGCUGACCCCAACCAUACUGUUCUGGGUCAAAUCUGUUCUUUUCAACACUAUCAUGCCCAACCAUACUGUUCUGGGUCAUUUCCAGCAUGGUUCCAGCAGUUAUGGUUUAAUGUGUAACCAGGCCAGGGCAGUCAGUAUAACUUGGUUUGGCUCGGUUCAGCUCGGUAUUGUUCUGGGUCAUUUCCAGCAUGGUUCCAGAAGCUAUGGUUUAAUGUGUAACCAGGCCAGGGCAGUAUAACUUGGUUUGGCUCGGUUCAGCUCGGUAUUGUUCUGGGUCAUUUCCAGCAUGGUUCCAGCAGCUAUGGUUUAAUGUGUAACCAGGCCAGGGCAGUAUAACUUGGUUUGGCUCGGUUCAGCUCGGUAUUGUGAGAAGGGUAAUGGACUCUGUUGGGGACUUAGACACUUGUCUGUCUUCCAUUGAAUCCUGUAUUUCACAUUGCUGAAUAACUGGGAGACUGGUCGCUAAAUUGAUCAUGAAGUUUUUCUGAAGAGAAGGAAGCCGUUUUAAUAAGAAAAUAUCUGACCAGCUAGCACACUCACAGUACACUAAGCCAGACUUUUUUUUCCUGUAAACUUGUACAGUAGUUGGAGAAUUUUAAGAGUUUUUUUUAAAUUUGAAAAUAAAAAUCAACAUUUUUGAAAACGAGGAAAACCGGUUCAGAAACAAAACAUCCCCUCCUCAAAACCUUCUCAGUAACACUUGAUUUUUGAAGGGAACCUUCGUAAGUAUUUUAUAACAUUCAUAAACCGUACAUAAAACAUUCAUAAGCAGUACAUAAGUAUUUCAUAGUAGACAUAAUGUAUUAAAUGCUUACACACUGAUUUAUGAAUGUGUUAUAACAUCUUUUAUGUAGGUACCCUUUAAAGAAAGUGUUUACCAACCUCCCUGGGUUGUUCUCUUAUCUAUGCUAGUUGAAAUGGGAUUAGUUUUAAAUAUAAUUUACUUUAAUUCUCCACCAUCAUGAAAAUGGUUAUAAAAAAAUUAAUAAUUAAAAAGUCAGUGUGAUGGACUUAAAUGUUUCCUUCAUUCUCAUUUCAUUUAAGUCAGUUAUCCUAAGGCAUGGUUUCUUUAAAUUAUUAUUAUUAUAAUUUUUUUUUCGUGGUCUUCAUGAUAAAGAAGGUUCUAAACGUAUUACGUGCACUGAAAUGUCAAAAUUGAGUUGAAAAAAAAUGUUGUUAGGUGAAAUGAAGAUCUAGGCCCGAAAGAACACACGAUGAUUAAAAAGUU
Oncorhynchus mykiss (rainbow trout) is the source of this 7551-nucleotide messenger RNA. The record is from RefSeq and is a predicted model, not a curated record. Lineage: Eukaryota; Metazoa; Chordata; Actinopteri; Salmoniformes; Salmonidae.